CUCUUGGGGCACUCGGCUGCUAUCCCCGGGGGCAGCCAGCAUCCAGGUGGAGGUGGCCAUGGCUUCUGACCUCAGUCGCCGUCAGUAGCAUGGGCUGGCCCUGCUGGUGGUAGCCUUGAGCCAUCUUUUUCAGCUGACAGCCAGUUUGGCCUGGAACCCAGCCAGGAGUCGUGGAUUUUUCAGGUCUGCUCCUCCUUUAACAGAGCGAUCACUUUUGACCCUCGGGGCCACCUGAAGCACCACGGCUGCUUGUCCCCUGGGGAGCGACAGGAUUUGCUGGGAGUUGCCGGCGCACAGUGGAGCCUCACUGGGGAGAUGUCUACACCAACCAUGGGCGCCCGUGGGCUGGACAAGCGAGGAAGCUUCUUUAAGCUUAUUGACACAAUUGCCUCGGAGAUCGGAGAACUGAAACAGGAGAUGGUGCAGACCGAUGCCAAUCUGGGACAUGGCCUGGAACCCAACGAAACUCACAGCAUGGUAAGGCACAAGGAUGGCUAUCCUGAGGAUAAGGACAUGAAGACCUGUCCCCGGGACUCCGGCUAUGACAGCCUCUCCAACAGGCUCAGCAUCCUGGACCGGCUCCUCCACACCCACCCCAUAUGGUUGCAGCUGAGUCUGAGUGAGGAGGAGGCAGCCCAAGUUCUACAGUCCCAACCUCCGGGGAUCUUCCUGGUUCGUAAAUCCAGCAAGAUGCAGAAGAAAGUCCUUUCUCUUCGCCUGCCCCCUGAGUCUGGAACACCACUGAAGGAGUUUGCCAUCAAGGAAAGCACCUACACUUUUUCCCUGGAAGGCUCAGGAAUCAGUUUUGCAGAUUUAUUCCGACUCGUGGCUUUCUACUGCAUCAGCAGGGAUGUUCUGCCAUUCACCUUGAAGUUGCCUUAUGCCAUUUCCAUAGCCAAGACCGAGGCUCAACUUGAAGAGCUAGCUCAGCUGGGACUAAAUUUUUGGAGCUCUCCAGCUGACAACAAACCCCCAAACCCUCCACCUCCCCAUAGGCCUCCCUCUGCCGACGCCGACGCCCACGACGGUGGCUGCUCAGCCCCGCUGCGGCAGCUCUGCCUUAUAAAUGGAGUGCAUUCUAUAAAAACGAGGACGCCUUCGGAGCUGGAGUGCAGCCAAACCAACGGAGCCUUGUGUUUCAUUAAUCCCCUUUUCUUGAAAGUGCACAGCCAGGACCUCGGGGCAGGCCUCAAGCGGCCGAGCACCAGGACUCCCAACGCCAAUGGCCCCGAGCGUCCUCGCUCGCCGCCGCCCAGGCCCCCGCCACCCACUAUUAAUAGUCUGCACACAAGCCCUCGGCUGGCCGGGACUGAAACCCAGACGAGCAUGCCAGAAACAGUCAACCAUAACAAACAUGGGAACGUAGCUCCGCCUGGAACGAAACCAACCCCCAUCCCUCCGCCCCGGCUGAAGAAGCAGGCUUCUUUUCUGGAAGCUGAGGGAAGCUCAAAGACCUUGACCCGCCGGCGUCCCGGUCCGGAGCCCGAGCUCUGCACAGCUGGCAGCCCAGGUGGCGCCCCGCCUGCAGACGCCCCGGGGGAUUGCACAAGGGCCCGGCCUCCCAGCUCUGAAUCACAGCCCCCGUGCCAUGGAGGCAGGCAGAGGCUGAGCGACAUGAGCAUUUCCACUUCCUCCUCCGACUCGCUGGAGUUCGACCGCAGCAUGCCUCUCUUUGGCUACGAGGGGGACACCAACAGCAGCCUGGAGGACUUCGAAGGGGAGAGUGACCAGGAGACCAUGGCGCCCCCCAUCAAGUCCAAAAAGAAGAGGAACAGUUCCUUCGUGCUGCCUAAGCUUGUCAAGUCCCAGCUGCGGAAGAUGAGCGGCGUCUUCAGCUCCUUCAUGACCCCGGAGAAGCGGAUGGUGCGCAGGAUCGCCGAACUGUCCCGGGACAAGUGCACCUAUUUCGGGUGCCUGGUGCAGGACUACGUGAGCUUCCUGCAGGAGAACAAGGAAUGCCAUGUGUCCAGCACCGACUUGCUGCAGACCAUCCGGCAGUUCAUGACCCAGGUGAAGAACUAUUUGUCCCAGAGCUCGGAGCUGGACCCCCCCAUUGAGUCACUGAUCCCCGAAGACCAAAUAGAUGUGGUGUUGGAGAAGGCCAUGCACAAGUGCAUCCUGAAGCCCCUGAAGGGGCACGUGGAGGCCAUGCUCAAGGACUUCCACAUGGCUGACGGCUCCUGGAAGCAGCUCAAGGAGAACCUGCAGCUUGUGCGGCAGCGGAACCCACAGGAGCUGGGGGUCUUCGCCCCCACCCCCGACUUGGUGGACGUAGAGAAAAUCAAGCUCAAGUUCAUGACCAUGCAGAAGAUGUAUUCUCCGGAGAAGAAAGUCAUGCUGCUGCUGAGGGUCUGCAAGCUCAUUUACACCGUCAUGGAGAGCAACUCAGGGAGGAUGUACGGCGCUGAUGACUUCCUGCCGGUCCUGACCUACGUCAUUGCCCAGUGCGACAUGCUGGAGCUGGACACGGAGAUCGAGUACAUGAUGGAGCUUCUGGACCCCUCGCUGCUGCACGGAGAAGGAGGUUAUUACUUGACGAGCGCCUACGGGGCACUCUCCCUCAUCAAGAAUUUCCAGGAGGAGCAGGCAGCACGACUCCUCAGCUCAGAGACCAGGGACACACUGCGACAGUGGCACAAACGCAGGACCACCAACCGCACCGUCCCGUCUGUGGAUGACUUCCAGAAUUACCUCCGCGUCGCCUUCCAGGAGGUCAACAGCGGCUGCACGGGGAAGACCCUCCUCGUGAGGCCGUACAUUACCACUGAGGAUGUGUGUCAGCUGUGUGCAGAGAAGUUCAAGGUGGGGGAGCCUGAGGAAUACAGCCUCUUUCUCUUCGUGGACGAGACGUGGCAGCAGCUGGCAGAGGACACGUACCCUCAGAGGAUCAAGGCCGAGCUGCACAGCCGGCCACAGCCCCACGUCUUCCACUUCGUCUACAGACGCAUCAAGAGCGACCCUUAUGGCGUGACCUUCCACAGUGGGGAGGAAGAACCCACGCCCUCUUAGAAGGCACGCGAGACAACCCAUUGGUGCAUCCAACGGGGCGGGAGUGCGGCUGGGAGCGUGGCCUUCCGGCUGCCCCAUGCUCAAUCUUGACAAACAGUCCCCUCCUUGGGGACCCCUCAGUUCAGCAAUGAAGCCAUCCACAGCUGACCACUGCCCAGGCAGCAUGGCUGAGGGUCGUGAAACUGUAGGAUUCCCCCUCUAAGGUGCAGCGUCACCGUUAGUGGUGUCAGGUGUGUUCAGAUUGACACCUGCCCCAGCCAGGCCCAGAACUGGUUGCCUUCUGUCUUUGUGUAUGUGCUGAAUAAAAUGUAAGGCACAAACUCUCUUCUUGACUUCAACAGCAGGUGUUCAACAGCAGGCUGGCCCGUGCAGUGGCUCAGGUACUGUCUCAGUUAUGUGGAUGGCUCCAUCCUGUCUUUUUUUUUUUUUUUUUUUUUACAAAGAGCCUUUGUGUUUUUAUAUAUUUCAUAGAAAUUUUUUUAUAGCAGUUGCAGGUAAACUGUCAGGAUCGGUUUUUAAAAUAUUUUUGUAACUUUAUAAUUAUGCAUGUGAUUUUAACAUUUUAAUAUCGCAAAGGAAUCUCUUGCUGGAUUUGAGAGAAUUGCAUCUUCCCGGUGUGUCUUCUGUAACUGGAUGUCUAGGUGACUUUACAGAGAGACCCCGUUGGAUUUCUUACAGCGACGUCUUCCUGACACUGGCCACAGCAUGCCUUUGGAAACCUUCUGUACUGUCACCUUGUUCGUGUUUAGUGAUGUUGUGCGGCUCUGUGUGUUAGACAAGUGGCCCUGAGAACCAAGAAUGAAAUGAAUGUAGAGGCAGGUGGAGAGAGUUAUAGACCCUAAGAGAGGGGAUGGAGGAAUGUGGUCUGCUGGUCCAGGCUCUUUGAGGGACACAGGGAAAGGAGCAGGAAGGACCCCCACCCCUGUAAAUAGGCGAUGCCAUUCUGGCAAAAUUGAUUCCACAUAUUAUCUGCUUCUGGAAACUUUUGAAAAACUCUACCAAAAAAAAAAAACACUCCCCACCCUCCCCUGUUUGCAUAUAAAGUGAAACUGACAGUGUGAAAUGAUUUGGGGCAGAAAUUAAACAUAGUGUAUAAUGUGGCUUUUGUUGAGUUUAAAAAAAAGAGAAGAGUUUGAAGAUGCACCCAGAAACUGUCUGCAUUGCAAGAAUGCACAGUCAAGUUAGGUUUAUGUCUCACGAGGCCGGGUCGCAGGGAUGUGCCUGGCAGGCCCCUUGCAUUGCGCACCACAGGUAGUGAUCAAAACUUGACAUUGUGCUGUGUGCAGAGUCAAAGGCCUCCGGUUGGGUUGGCAUUGUUCCUUGUACUUUCAGUGGCCUUGGCUUUUGUCCUGGAAACCCUCAGCCCAUACUGUGUUAUACUUCCUUUUGUACAUGACUUUUUUAAAAAUGGGAUUUUGCACAUACUACAUUGUAAUACUGUACGAUAAUCCUGUGUGAAGACAAUUUCUUUUUUUUUUUUGAAAUAUUC
Messenger RNA from Ochotona curzoniae (black-lipped pika), 4498 nucleotides. RefSeq names its product Ras and Rab interactor 2 (gene RIN2). Gene Ontology annotation, molecular function: guanyl-nucleotide exchange factor activity; small GTPase binding. Gene Ontology annotation, cellular component: cytosol; endocytic vesicle. The transcript has 12 exons. The record is from RefSeq and is a predicted model, not a curated record. The coding region runs from base 316 to 3009 and encodes 897 amino acids. Gene Ontology annotation, biological process: vesicle-mediated transport; signal transduction. NCBI's taxonomy places the organism in Eukaryota, Metazoa, Chordata, Mammalia, Lagomorpha, Ochotonidae.